GGCCAAGAGGAAGCUCUUCAUCCGACUCUGAUUCUGGAGCUUGAUUUGAAAGAGGGGAAGGACCGACGGACUGAGCAGGCGAGAGGUGGUUCUGCAGUGGCCGAGCAAUACCUGGCUGCGCGCUCCCAAGCUGUUGGUCCUGGUGCCCCAUCGGAGUUGCGAUACUGUUGUUUGCUUUGGGCUUGGUUGUUUGACCUCCCAAACCGUGGCCAAAGCCGCGCGGAAUCUGCGGGGUGUAUCGUGGAAGGUUGUAGGUCUCGGGCUUCUGCUUCUUGCUGAACGUAGGAGCUCCAUGCUUGACCAGCAUGUCCUUUGGCGUAUGCUGGUUGUGACCAUGGGCGCGCGGGUUGUACUCUGGCGGCGACUCGGCCCGACGCUUGCGCUGCAACUCCUCCUCGGUAGUGCCGGACCCCAGGAUGGCCAAAAGCGUGGUAUGGCCACAGUGCAAGACGCACCUCCAGUCGCACAUCACGGAGGCCUCAAGGACCAGGACCGCAUCUUCACCAACCUCUACGGCCACCACGGGGCUGAUCUCAAGAGCGCGAUGAAAUAUGGUGACUGGUACAAGACCAAGGAGAUUCUUGACAAGGGACAUGACUGGAUUAUCUCAGAGAUCAAGGCUUCGGGUCUGCGAGGACGUGGUGGCGCUGGUUUCCCAUCCGGCAUGAAGUGGAGUUUCAUGAACUUCAAGGGUUGGGAUGAGGACACCAAGCCGAGAUAUCUGGUGGUCAACGCCGAUGAAGGCGAGCCAGGAACAUGCAAGGACCGAGAGAUUAUGCGAAAGGACCCUCACAAGCUUAUUGAGGGAUGUCUCGUUGCAGGCCGAGCGAUGAACUGCACAGCGGCAUAUAUUUACAUUCGCGGAGAGUUCUACCACGAGGCUGCAGUCCUGCAGCGUGCCAUCCAGGAGGCCUACCAAGCCGGCUUCCUCGGCAAGAACGCAUGCGGAUCUGGAUACGAUUACGAUGUUUUCCUUCACCGUGGAAUGGGUGCCUACGUUUGCGGUGAGGAGACAUCAUUGAUUGAGUCUCUCGAGGGCAAGGCUGGUAAGCCUCGUCUGAAGCCGCCGUUCCCAGCUGCCGUCGGUCUCUUUGGAUGCCCAAGCACAGUCGCCAACGUCGAGACCAUUGCUGUUGCGCCUACCAUCAUCCGACGAGGAGGAGAGUGGUUUAACUCUUUCGGUCGCGAGCGAAACUCUGGCACAAAGCUCUUCUGUAUUUCCGGCCAUGUCAACAACCCCUGCACGGUCGAGGAGGAGAUGUCCAUUCCUCUCCGCGAGCUGAUUGACAAGCACUGCGGUGGUGUCCGUGGAGGAUGGGACAACCUCAAGGCUGUCAUUCCCGGCGGCUCAUCAACGCCCAUCCUUCCCAAGCACAUCUGCGACGACCAAAUCAUGGACUUUGACGGCCUCAAGGACAACCAGUCCGGUCUCGGGACCGCAGCCGUUAUCGUCAUGGACCAGUCCACUGAUGUCGUCCGCGCCAUUUCCCGCCUGUCAAAGUUCUACCACCACGAAUCUUGCGGCCAAUGCACACCCUGCCGAGAGGGGUCGAAGUGGACCGAGCAGAUAAUGCACCGCUUCGAGAAGGGUACUGCCCGUGCUCGCGAGAUUGACAUGAUGCAAGAGCUCACGAAGCAGGUUGAGGGCCACACCAUCUGCGCUUUGGGUGAGGCUUUCGCAUGGCCCAUCCAAGGUCUAAUCCGUCACUUCCGCCCUGAGUUGGAGGCGAGGAUACAGGGCAACACAAAGGCUGCGGGUGGUGAGGCGUUGGCUGGUGGAUGGCAGCACGAUGCUGUCAAGAAGGGCAUGUUGAUCUCGCCUGGACAGUAG
This is a messenger RNA of Zymoseptoria tritici IPO323, 1831 nucleotides long. RefSeq lists its product as uncharacterized. The transcript has 4 exons. Gene Ontology annotation, molecular function: NAD binding; 4 iron, 4 sulfur cluster binding; FMN binding. The record is from RefSeq and is a predicted model, not a curated record. The coding region runs from base 293 to 1831 and encodes 512 amino acids. NCBI's taxonomy places the organism in Eukaryota, Fungi, Ascomycota, Dothideomycetes, Mycosphaerellales, Mycosphaerellaceae.